GUCUUUCAUCCACGGAGCGAUCGGGCGUGUUAGCUUUACUCGCUUCAGUGGGGCAUGACGUUCAAUACAGGAUAAUAUGAGAUGAUUCAGUGUAUCUAUUUGUUCAUCUGGAUCAUCGAAUGUAAAUAUCAAACUAAAUGGUAAUUUUGAAAAAUCGUCGAUAUAGGAAUUCAUAUCAUAAUGGCGGUUUUCAACGAGGCAACAUGUUUUCGAAUUUUAUUAUGGUAAAUUACGAAUUCUCAACAUAGUAUAAACAGGAUAAGAUGAACGUUUUUUAAAGGGGGGAGGGCAAGCUUUUAACCAACAUUGUUCUCAAUGUUUUUGUGUUUUUUCUUUGUGCUUUUAAAAACUUUGCAAACUUCAGCUACGUCUUUUAAACACAAGAUAAUAAACACACGUAGCAACCUUUAUUAUCACCAUAGUCGAUUGAAAAUAAUUAUUAGCGUGACAAAGUUGUAAUUAAAAUGUUAAUAGACUCAAUUUUUUUAAAAAAAAACAGGGGGUGGAUAAAUAGUAAAAUUUACUCUGGAAUGUAAGCAACUUUUUUUAAAAAAAAACGCAAUUUACAUGGUUGAGUUACUUAGAUUUAACUCAAGUAGAUUUGCUUGGAUGGUUUGUAGGAGGUAGCGAAUAAAGGCUUAAAAAUGGUAGCUGGCCGAAAACACACACACCCUGAUGCAUGUUGGCUUGAGAUAUUUUAAAAAGACUUCGACAGCGAGGACAACAACUGCUGUUCGAGCGAAUUGUUCAAGCUUUACAAAACAAUACCAGAAAGUUUUGUUGAAUGUUUAGUGUUUCACUUGGAAUUAAAAGUUCAGCAAGAUACUAUGGUAUUGCGCACAGCUCCAACUGUAUCUCUGUACAAACACUUACUCCGAAACUUACCAAAGAGAUGGCAACUUGUCGGUUAUCAAGCAGCCGUUAUCAUUCUCACAUUUAUCGCCUACACAUCAUACCACCUAGCGAAGCGCUCUUUCAGUAUUGUGAAGCCUGAGUUGGAAUGCCCCAAAACAAAAAAUAAUUCUUGUGAACCUUGGGUUCCGUUUGAAGAUACUGACAAGAACAAGGACUUGUUCGGAUUGUUAGAUUCUACAUUCUUAGUCUCAUACGCACUUGCUAUAUUUGUGAGUGGCUAUCUAGCGGAACACACAAAUUUGAGAAUCUAUCUUAGCAUUGGUAUGGUUUUAACUGGCGUUUCUACCUGCUUGUCUGGCCUGGCUUACUAUUUAAACAUACACUCCUUAUCGUUCUUCGUCCUUUUUCAAAUCAUUACUGGUAUAACACAUUCCACCGGUUGGCCUUGUGUAGUCGAAGCAGUUGGCGUUUGGUUUCCAGAGGGCCAUCGCGGUUUCAUUAUGUGCACGUGGAACUGCCACAUUUUUCUUGGAAAUAUUCUCGGUUCUCUGGUAGCCGGUGCAUUCGUUAACACCAAUUGGGGUCUAUCGUUCAUUGUUCCUGGUAUUAUUAUUGCAUCCGUAGGAGUGAUUAUUUUUAUUUUUUUGAUACCACAUCCAAGCCAUGUUGAUUUUUACGAACAUAACAAGCAACCCUCCUCCUCAUCAUCAUCUUCCUCUUUAUGUAUGGAUACACUUUCAAAUAAUGAUCCUUUCCAAAGAACUGUCGAAGAAAAAGUUGAACCGAAAGCAAUCGGUAUAUGGGGUGCAUUAAAAAUACCUGGAGUAGUGGAAUAUGCAUUUUGUUUAUUUUUUGCUAAGCUUGUGAGUUACACCUUUCUCUUUUGGUUGCCAUACUACAUCGUAAACACACCAAUCGACGGUAUUAAGUAUGACUCAAAGAAAGCCGCCCAUUGGGCAAUUCUUUUUGACAUUGGUGGAGCUGUCGGUGGAAUCAUUGCUGGUCUGAUGACUGAUAUUACCCAUAAACCGGGCAUUGUGAAUGUGAUUAUGCUGUUAUCUGCUGGUCCAAGUUUGUAUAUGUUUUAUUUUUACGGGACGACCAACGCUACGCUUUUUAUCGCAUGCAUGAUCAUCUCUGGAUUCUUUGUAAAUGGCCCCUACGCGCUAAUAACAACAGCAGUGUCAGCAAGUUUAGGAACACACAAAUGUUUAAAAGGUAACGUUAAAGCAAUGGCAGUUGUAACAGCCAUCAUCGAUGGGACAGGUUCAUUGGGUGCUGCACUGGGACCAUUGUUAGCCGGUGUUAUAGCAUCGUCAUCUAACUCUUGGGCUGGCGUCUUUUACAUGUUAAUAAUUUCUGAUACCCUCGCAGCUUUACUUCUCUCCAGACAGUUUGUUCACGAGAUAAAAGAAGUAUAUUUAGAUUCUAUGAACAGACUAUCACGUUCAAAUAGAGGUCGUGUCAGUAAUAACACUGAGAGCGACCCUUUGCUAAAUCCUACAGAAUAAUUUAUUUACAUAGUAUCUAAUUAUGCACAGAAUAAGUUAUUUACGUCGUAUCUAAUUAUCCUACAGAAUAAUUUAUUUACUAGUAUUUAAUUAUGUACAUUAUUAGUACCUAAUUAUGUAGAAAAAGGAGACAAAUUCCGAUUUUUUAAAAUUUUGUAAUUGUAAAUGUAUGUUAUUAGGAAUCUCUCAUCAUUUACCUGCUGACUUCUUUCAACCUCGUUCCCCGCGCCUGUUGUCUCUUUUUAUUUUGGGAAGGCGAGACGUGCGAUGUUAGAAAAGAUACAAGAUGCCCUAGGAACGAAGUUGAACUUCUUUGUAUCUUUUUUUCAAACACA
Messenger RNA from Hydractinia symbiolongicarpus, 2701 nucleotides. RefSeq names its product glucose-6-phosphate exchanger SLC37A2-like. Gene Ontology annotation, molecular function: transmembrane transporter activity. Bases 828 to 2366 code for a protein of 512 amino acids. Gene Ontology annotation, biological process: transmembrane transport. NCBI's taxonomy places the organism in Eukaryota, Metazoa, Cnidaria, Hydrozoa, Anthoathecata, Hydractiniidae. The transcript has 3 exons. Gene Ontology annotation, cellular component: membrane. The record is from RefSeq and is a predicted model, not a curated record.